This is a messenger RNA of Klebsormidium nitens, 4276 nucleotides long. The record is from the annotation of a GenBank genome assembly. NCBI's taxonomy places the organism in Eukaryota, Viridiplantae, Streptophyta, Klebsormidiophyceae, Klebsormidiales, Klebsormidiaceae.
GGGGGUCGAACUUCCUUGGGGUGGGAGGCUUUCAACAGGAUCAAAGGCCGGCGCAGAAUUGGCCCGGAGGGGGGGCUGGCGCAUGGAAUGGGCCGGGGUUCUGGUUUCCUCAGGGCAACGUUCAGUGGACAAACGAAGGCCCGAAAGCGGGAAAUUGGUCGACAGGGGGGCAGGAGGGCCAGGAAUCUGCGCAGCCAGGCGUGCAAACCGGCGGUCUGCAUUCUGCGAGUGAGCCUCGGUCGUCCCAGAUGGGGGGGGGAUAUGGCGCUGGGCAGAGAGGGGGGGGUGUUGGUGGCCCUGGGCAAGCCCCCCCCAGGGGGUACUGGCAGGAGCCUUCAAGGGAGAGGCUACCCCCAGUUGAAGAAUCUCGCGCCUUGGGUCAGAAGCAAGCCGAGUUUCAGGAGGAGAGGAGAGUGCCAGAAGCUCCCAGUUGGAAUGAUUCCGGGCAGCAUGCACUCAGGGGGCAGGGACCGAUGUCCUCCCACAGGGGGGGAAGGGGUUUGAACGAAGGCCAACAAAAGGCAGGGUACCAGUACGGAAGGGGGUCCGGUCAGGGCCGUGAAACAGGGGGGUUUGAGGCGCCUGCUUCUGGAGGUCUGCAAAGGGGGGGCUCUCUAGGGGGGUGGUACCAUUCCGCAGCCGCUGAGACACAAGCAGGCGCUCAGAGAGAAAGCGCACACCCCCAGAGCCAGGAAAGCGAAUCUGCUCAGCAGCCAGAGGCCUGGCAGCACCGGCAACGGCCUGGGACAGGUGACCGGCAGCAGGCGUCAGAAGCUGCCAUAUGGCAGCAGAUGACUGAUGCCAGCGGCUCGUGGCGAGGACAGCCGAGCUUCCCCGAGCCGGAGUAUCGGCCCCAGAGCUCAGGGGGUCUCCCGUCAGACGCCUCAGCGAACUGGCCGCGCUUUCCUGGGUACGGGGGUUUUGGUGCGCCGCCGUUCGGUUUGGGCAGUUUCCCCUCGUUCGUUUCCCAGGGGUUUGAGCAGCCCCCGCAGGCAGCCCCCCCUGCGCGCCCUGACGCGGGGCGCAUUGUGGCGGAGACGUUUGAGAUGCUGAAGAAGGACAUGAUGGUUCCGCCCCAGUGGGAGGCAUACCGCCAGGCUGCAGCAAACCUCGCCAUGGCGUCGGGGUUUGCUCCCGGUCCUCCGGGGUUCGGGGGCUUGGGGUUCCCGUUCGGCGGGUUUCCCAGUUUCGGGCGGCCACAGCCGGGCCAAAUGACCCCUCCGCAAGAGGAAGCCGUGCGUCCAAAGUCGUCAGAGGUGACUGUUCGGGGACGGCCAAACACGCCGGAGUGGUCGGAGGACCCGGGGGAGGGGGUGCCGAUGGAAGAAGCGUACCAAAAUGCUCGGCUGCCGUCUGGCGGGCAGGCGUGGGAGAGGGGUCCUGCUGAGCCUCGGGAAAGGAGCCGUGGUGAACCGGGUUGGAGCCAGGGCAAUAGGCAAUGGGAAGGUCCGGAGGAAAAUGCAGCGGGGGGUCCGGAACGGUCUGGAGAGUACGGGGACCGUGGCGGGAGAGCGUCGGAGGGGCGGCUGGCGAACAGACGUCCAGCGUCCAACAGCCGCCAAACCGAGGAAGUGUCCGAGGAGAGAAAUGUGCUCAGGAUGCAGGGGGGGAGUGCCGCGGUGGCCAGCGCAGGCGGCGAAAAGCGCAAGCAGCGGGGGGGCGGGUUUGAUCUGAACCUCGACCUGAACCUCAGCGUGAGCGGUUCAGAAGAAGGGGAGCGGUUCCGGGCGUCCGAAGAGGGGGGCCGGUUCCGGGCGUCCGACGAGGGGAAUCGUUUUCGGGCGCCCGAAGAAGGGGCCCGGUUUCGGGAGUCCGGAAAGGACGGGGGGAACGGGAGGGAUCCGGAUUCCGAGGUGCGCGAGCAUUUGCAGGCGGGAAAGCGCAAUGCGAGGCUGGAGGAGGAGGAGCGGCGGCAAGAGGCGCAGAGGCGCCAAGAGGAGAGGGAAACAGGGGAGCAAUGGCCGGCGAGGGGGGUAGAAGAGCGGGGUGGUGGGGCGCACUCUGAACCCGGAUCAAGAGAUUCGCAACAUACCACCCCGCAGCAGCAAAACGACUCCCAGUUCACCGGGCAGCCCCCUCCCCAGCAGCAUUUCUACCCCCAGGAACAACGUGGGUCCCAAGCUUCGGCUCAGGGGUCUGGCAACGCCAGCGAAACCAACCCCCUGCUCGGGUCCUUCGCCCCGUUCGCCGAACUCAUGCAACACUUUGCCCCCCACGGACUUCCCCCCUCAAACCUCCCGCCCAACCAGAAUCUAGCCCCUCCUUUCAUGAUGUCCCCCGGGGCGGGUCCCCGCCCGAUGCCCUUCAACUCUGGCAUGAACCCAAUGGACAGCUGGCUCAGGGCGCUGGCUUAUCAAAACCCGGCGACGCUUAUGGCCGCUUAUCACCUGGCGGGUUUAGGCAUGCAGGCGCCCAAUCCUCCGAACCCCAGACCGAGCAUGCCUGGCUACCCAGACUACCCCCCCGUAACGGAAUCGCGCCAGGACUUUGCUCCGCGGACCCUGAGUGGGGGGAUGGAUGUGAAGCGGCAGCCAGAGGGAAACCCCCACGGGAUCGAGAAGCGACAGAAGCUGAAUCACCAGGGGGGGUCCCACGGGGGCAGCAGCGGAGCGGUGAGCGAUGCGGAGCGGACGGUGGUGAGUGACGGGGGGCUGCAGAGGCCCUGGAAAGCAGACCCCUGGCAGGCGCGCGGUGCAGAGUCCGCGCGGGAGGGGGGGGGAGACGCGAUCGAGUGGGACGGAACUAGCACGGGGACGAAGCGCGGCCGGACCAAGGGCACUGUCGAGCCGCUGUUCCCGCACGUGAGCAUCCUGCCGACGCCCAAGCCCGCGUUCAAGAAGCCGCCGCCCCUAGUUCUGUUGCGCGACGGGUCGACCGUCGAGCUGAAGAAGCUGUCGCCCGCCAAGCGGCGGGAGCUGAAGAAGGAGCGGGAGUCGCACCGCAUGGGGGGGUCGGACGCGGGGAAGGGCUCGGGGGCUUCGGCGAAAGGUUCCGCGUCGGGGGGACCGGCUGCGGCGCCCAGCGAGGGGGGGGCUUCCGCGGAGCGGGGUUUUAGCCGGGGUUUGGAACUUUCGCAGAGCCCCCGUAGUACAUCGGAGGAGGCGGCGGCGAAAGAGAUGGGGCCCGGGCAAGGGGGCGACGAUAAGUCGAUUCUGUCGGAGUCCGAGGAAGCGCCGACGGUGAUUAACGAGGGGUCGCAGCUGGUGAACAAGGAAGCGUUACCGACGGUAACGACGAUCGGGCAGUCGAGUCGGGGGGACGGCAGCGGGAGCGACUCGACGGUGGCGGGGGGCCGGGCGCUGGAAGCCGCAGCGAUUGCGGUGCCGUCGGCAAAGUCCAGCGAAGGUUUGCGCCCAAGCGUGAAGGCGCGCAACGAGGGAAGCCGGGGGGGCGCUAGCUGCGGGACCGAGUCUGGACGACUGGAGGGGAGGAAGGAUCACGAUCACGACGAGGACGACAAGGGGGAUAACAAGGGGCCGUCUUCCGGGUAUGUCGGGCAGGGAAUGUCUUUGGGCGAUCACGGGGCGGCUAAGGGAGCGGAAAAGAGCUCGAAGGAUGGGGUUAAGGCGGGGUCGGGUUCAGGGUCGGGGUCCGGCUCGGGUUCGGACCGUUCUCAGGGAAGGCGGGUCCAGCAAGGAUUGUUGAGCAUGAAGAUUCAUCAAUGCAAAGUCGUGGCUGCGAAGCGCAAGGGCUGCUUUUCGCUUGGGAGCGGGCGCCUCGCACUCAAGAAGGCUGGGCCCGGGGUUCCAGGUUUGGGGCUUGCUCGUCCAAGUUACUUAGAAAAGACCCACGCGUGGGGUGUACCAUGGAAGAAACCACGUUGCAUGAAGAAUGUCAGUACGUUGCCGAGUUGGAGCAGAGGUGCGCUUGGGUUGCCACUUGUAGCGCAGUGACCUGGCAGCCCCGAUCGGGUCCGACUGUUCUGAGAUCAUCGGAUCGGCUUUAAAGCGCUAGGGCUGCAGCUACUCACCGUCGGCCUGAUAGAAGUUCGUGACGCUGGGUCGCAGGUUACAGUUGGCAGUUGCACUAAGAUUCAGCUGGGAGCUUAGUAGUAACAGGGGUGCUAUUUCCUGGUUGUCUACCUAGAUAGAGAGUCGUCUAUCAUGUCGGUACCAUACGUCCUCAAUUAGAUCAGACCAGUUGUGAACAUGAGUCUUUGCUUUGCUUCCUUCUGCUGCAUUGCAGUGGAAGGGUCUUUGCCACUACGUUCUCUUGUUACGUUGCACCGUUGUUAUGGCAAGAUGAGACUAACAUACCCCUACUUGUUCAGUAUCUG